AGCAGGGAGAAGCUUAUCGUGAAUUUUUUUGGAGGCCGGGAAAAAAAACGGCAGGAACAAACAACAAUCACCUUCACUUCUGUCGCUUCUUGCCAAUUCCUGUUGUUUUUCCUUUCUUCCACCCAAACAUUUCGCAUUUAGAACCUCGUCUUCUUGCGACCAACCGCUAAAGCAGUCCUCAUGGCAGGGCCACGCGCGCCCAUCGGCACUCUCUCGCAGCACGCCGCCACAGCCGCGGGACUCGUGCGCGGCAUGGUUCCCAAGAUGUUCACCCGAACCGACCCGAAGCGCGGUCGCAAUGCCGAUAAGCCUGUGGAGAUCGAGAGCGAGAGCGACAGUGAUAGCGACAGCUCCUCUGGCAGCGACACCGAGACGAAGCUUGACACCAAGAAAUGGGGAGAAUCGAUGAAGGCGAAGAAAGUUGCAUCGACGCCGAUAAACAAAGCCAAAUCAAUCAAAACGGAAGCCGAUCUUAUCGCAUCACCCAAGGUGAAGGCAUCCAACUCUGCCACCAAAGCCAACGCUACUAAGAAGCGUCAGGCUUCCGAGUCGUCCUCGAGCGAGAGCAGCAGCGACGACGAUGAAGACGAUAAGAUGGCCGUCGAUUCCGAGUCGGACCUGAAGGCGGAUCAGAAAAACGUGAAGAGCGGUAGCGCCAAGGGAAAACAGAAGGCGGAGGAGACGAGCUCGGAAUCCGAGAGCGCGUCCAGCGACGAAGAAUCGGACGACGAUUCUGCGCCUGCGGUCAAGCCAGCUCGCAAGGCUGAUUCCACAACGACAAAGACCUCCGCCUCAGACGAAGAGUCGGCUUCCGAGAGUGAGAGUGAAAGUGAGGGCGAGAGCGGCAGCGAGGAUGAACCUGAGCCUCUGCAAAAGUCCAAAUCCAAGCCGGCUCCGGGUUCCAAAGCUUCACCGAAGAUCGCAAAUACCAAGAAGGCCGCUCCUAGGUCGUCAGCGACUGUCAACGGGGCCGCAAGGAGCAAGGAGAUGGUCAGCGAUGCGGAAUCAGCCGAUACGGAGCAGUCCGAUUCGGACUCCGAGGACGAGGAUGCGACCGAGUCCGCGACCGUCGAAAAGCUGAGUGGAAAGACAGCAGUCCAACCAUCCCGUGAGAUUGUUUCACAGGGUUUCCAUCUUCGCAAAGCCGAGGAGGAUGUCGAUGCCGCUGCAGUUGCCCGCGCCUUCAAAAAAGCCAAAGCAGAAGGCAAACAGAUUUGGUACUUCACAACUCCGAAGUCUGUGCCUAUCGAAGUUAUCCAGAAGCACGCUAUCCCCUUGGACAAGGUCCAUGCUGGAAAAGCCAUCUUUGCUCACGAGGGAAAUGAGUACACCGGCCAGUUUGAAGAGCCGGUGAACCACGCCAUCAAAGUCCUCAUUCCAGGAAAGACGGGGACCAAUUAUGAGAUAAUCAAUCGGUUGAUCGCGUUCUACAUAUCACCCGUGUGACGCGCUUUGGCGAGGAGGGCGAAAGCGAGCCCGCCUUAGCCGCCGCAUCAGCU
This is a messenger RNA of Chaetomium fimeti, 1499 nucleotides long. RefSeq lists its product as uncharacterized. Bases 181 to 1446 code for a protein of 421 amino acids. Gene Ontology annotation, biological process: transcription by RNA polymerase I. The transcript has 3 exons. NCBI's taxonomy places the organism in Eukaryota, Fungi, Ascomycota, Sordariomycetes, Sordariales, Chaetomiaceae. The record is from RefSeq and is a predicted model, not a curated record.